Messenger RNA from Salvelinus fontinalis (brook trout), 2784 nucleotides. Its product is annotated as phospholipid phosphatase 3-like. Bases 339 to 1283 code for a protein of 314 amino acids. Gene Ontology annotation, molecular function: phosphatidate phosphatase activity. Gene Ontology annotation, biological process: phospholipid dephosphorylation; canonical Wnt signaling pathway; phospholipid metabolic process. NCBI's taxonomy places the organism in Eukaryota, Metazoa, Chordata, Actinopteri, Salmoniformes, Salmonidae. The transcript is spliced from 6 exons. The record is from RefSeq and is a predicted model, not a curated record.
UCUUGUAGGAGGCGGUCACCGGAGGUGGGAGCGCAACUAAACCUUCGGUGGUCCUCAAGGAUUAUUAGAAGCUGGCUCAACAACGAAAGUCACAGAACGAGCAGAAUAUAAGGGAAAGAAAUAAACCCUUGCAGUUAACUUGAAAGUCAACAUUACUAUCAGAAAAACCGGCACAUCUCAUUUGAAUUUAUCAGCACAAUAUAUGGAAAACUAUUCAAAAUCCUCUCUCAGCUGAUGGUAACUCGAAUGACUGACUGACUAGGAGAAGUUAACGGGACUGGAGGCUGCAACUUUGCCACGCUUUCUUUAAUUUGGAAAACCAUUCAAGGGGCCUAUAAAUGCAACGCUGUUUAAUUUAUGAGAAGACAAUGGCACCAGAGACAAGGAAUGGAGGAAGCUCUUCCCGGAAUAACAACAACUGCAAAGACAACAGCAGGAGAAAGUUGCUGGUCGGUAUGGAUCUCGUCUGCUUGUUUUUAGCCGGCCUGCCUUUCCUGAUCAUAGAGACUAGUGCUGUACAGCCCUACCACCGAGGCUUUUACUGCAACGAUGAGUCCAUCAAGUACGCGGCCAAACAUGGAGACACCAUAAGCGACGCUGUGCUUUCUGCUGCUGGCAUUCUUAUCACCAUCCUUUCUAUUGUCAUUGGGGAGAGCUAUAGGAUUCACUACCUGAACGAGGGCUCCAAGUCCUUCGUAGGAAACCCCUACAUCUCCGCCCUCUACAAGCAGGUGGGCGUGUUCAUCUUUGGCUGCGCAGUCAGCCAAUCGUUCACGGACAUCGCCAAGGUAUCGGUGGGCCGCAUGCGACCCCACUUCCUGGAUGUGUGCAAGCCCGAUUGGUCCACCAUUAACUGUUCCCUGGGCUACAUCACAGACUACCAGUGUCAUGGGCCCGAGAGCAAAGUCCAGGAGGCCAGGAAGUCGUUCUUCUCUGGCCAUGCAUCCUUUUCCAUGUACACCAUGCUGUAUCUGGUGUUCUACCUGCAGUCCAGGUUCACCUGGCGUGGAGCCCGUCUCCUGCGCCCCCUGACCCAGUUCACACUCAUCAUGAUGUCUUUCUACACCGGCCUGUCCCGUGUCUCCGACCACAAGCACCACCCCACAGAUGUCCUGGCUGGCUUCGCACAGGGAGCCUUGGUGUCCUACUGCAUAGUGUUUUUCGUAUCUGACCUGUUCAAGCCCAGAGGCAGGAGUUCAGCUCUACCAGUGACGCCAGUAAAGAACCCCACCAACCCAAUGACAGACAUCAGAGAGAGGAGCAACCACAUCACCAUGGCAUAGUACAGACCACUAGAGUACAGCUACCUACCGCUGUAGGUUUUAAAGAUCACUUACAUCAUCUACUGGUCUGUACUGGAUACAUUCAACCACCAGCCAAAGCAACAAGACUGAAAACUGACACGUCUGUAAGGCACAGAGAAAUAAUAAACUGGAAAACAUUUGAAAACAGAAGACAGUUGUACACACACACACACACACACACACACACACACACACACACACACACACACACACGUUGUGCCUUCUGAACAGCCAGCAACGCCGAUGUUGCUCACCAUCUCAUCUGACAUGUGAAUGUGGAAGAACGUGGGGAGGACGGCUCUCAAUUCUUAUCCGGAGAACUCUGUUUCUCAUUCGUGCUUUCAUUAGUGAAGGUCUCCAUGGAACCUGCUGCUCUACAGAUUGACUUGGUCUGGUAACUUCAGGCAACAUGGAUUCAGGCUCAUAAUUCUGCCUAUGACAGAAACACAUGAACAGAAACAAAUUCCUUGAUUACAGGAAGGAUGUUUAUUUUAUGAAUAAUCUUUGUUAUAUAGUCGAGCUAUAGCACUAUAUCCAAACUCGAUAUUUGAUUUGAUUGUCACCACUUGAAUGAACUGAAGUGAAGCUUUUUUGUAAAGCUUUGUAUUAAAAUCAGCUUUUAGGUCUCCUGAAAUGUAGUUUGUAUAGAAGUGUAGUUAUAGGUGAUGGAGGUGUAGUGGUGUAUACAGUAGAUAGAAAGGUGGGUUUCUUUCUGCUGGUUGGGACGAGCCUCCACUGAGCCCUGUAAUGAAAUAACUGUGUGUGUGCCAGAUGGCUACUCACAAGUGUUAGGACAGAGUGACUGUGAGUGUGUGUGCGUGUGCACUGCCAUGAGUGUGUGUGUAUGUGCGUGUCUGUCAUGUGCCAGUAUCUGAAUGUCAUGUCUAUAUUUGAGUGAGUUGGUGUGUCUUGUCAUACAUGCUUCAGGUUGAAGAUCGGGAGCAUGAGGCUGCUUCAACAGACGUUUAUAUUAAAAACAGGAAAACUGUGGAAUUAUACUUUCUUAUAGCUUUGUGAUACAUUUUGUAAUGACUCACAUAUACUGUGCCAACUGCACCAACAACAAAAAGAAGCCCAUCUCUGUGACAACGUAGUAUAUCCUGUCCUUUCAUGUCAUUUCAACCACACAGCAAUAUCAGUUUUAUUUUUUUAGAUAAUUUAUGUAUCAGAGAAUUAUGUACAAUAUCAUUUAUCUACCUUUUCAUAAAAUAUCCACUAUGAAUUUUGACGUGGCGAUGCCUGUGUAAUUGUGCUGUAUUAACAAGCAAUGAUUGCCAGAAGUAACUUUGUGAAAUUACAACUUUUGUGAGUAUUCAAACUUUGUAAAAUAGCUUUUUUUAAAGAAAGCUUCAAUACAUUUAUAUUAAAAUAACCUUUUAAUAUUUUUGUAUUGUCCUUUUUGUAUUUUCUUCAAUAAAAAUACAAGCCAAAUGUGUGUAUCAAAUAUGUGCAGUGUAAUAAAAAAAACAUUAUGUUAAGA